Chara braunii is the source of this 3465-nucleotide messenger RNA. NCBI's taxonomy places the organism in Eukaryota, Viridiplantae, Streptophyta, Charophyceae, Charales, Characeae. The record is from the annotation of a GenBank genome assembly.
GGCGAAGGAACACUUUUUUCGUGSCGAGGAGUAUAGAUGCCAMGUAGCCACUSCGGYGGUGUGGCACGCGAUUUGGUCAAAGGAUAUGYCCAAGUGUCCUGCACAUUUGGCUUCUGYCGUGCAGGCCUUGCAGAGUCUCCCUCUAGGUCAUCCCUCUUUUCAAUGGCCACCUCUUCGUUUUCCCGAUAACGUCGUUCCGUCGACCGCUGCCGCCUCGCAAGUGGCGCCAUCUCCAUGUGCACCACUUGCUCCCCUCCCCCCUCGUCCGCUUCGUCAGACGAUUCCUGCAUCCGUUGAUGGAAGACCAUUUGUGGCAACGCAGCCUGAUGCGCAAGGCACCGUGCCAGUUUCAGGUGUCGGGGAACCUGUGCCGUUCGACGAGCAAGGCACUCGUGCUUUCGUCGAGGGCGGUGGGUGGGGGAAGGACACUGGCACAUCAUCAGGCGUCGCCCCGUUGUUCACUGGCAACAGGGACAAGGUCCCAAGAGUUCGACGCACAGACACACGUCCGGCCGUGGCAGGAGCACCCGCAACAGGACAUCAAUCCGCUGCGUAUCCAUGGUUGCCUCCCCCUCCUUCGCAAACACGACGGCCUACACCAGACUUGACUUCGGCACCUGUUGGCGAGGCCACUGCAACGGCCACUGAGGGUGCGGGAAACGUCCRGCUCGACGAGCCCGUCCAGGUUUCGGAUUCGUCACCCACUCCUGUGCCCGUGAACGGCCCGACCUCGCAGCACGGUGUUUUUGGGACACUGGAUCCCUUACAGAAUCUGCGCAACAUUGCAGCUCCGAGUCCAGGCCCCACCGCAUCACCUGCGGCCGGGGGCGGGGUGUGGGAUUCGCUAGGUAUGGGCACCGGUGCACGAGUGAGGGGCACUUACAGGCAGCAGGCGGUGACCUCGUAUUACAACGACCCGCUGGAGCACGCAUGGCACCUGCAGAUCAUGCGAUUCAUUGUCGAGAGCGGCAUGCCGUUCAACUGUGUGAAGCUUGAGAGCUUCGAACGCAUGUUGACGUUGAUCAUCUCGCCUGGGGUUCCAGGAGUCCCCACCCCAGAACCCCCAACGUAUCACAUGAUCCGUACCACACUUUUGGAUGAGCUUGAUGUGGAAGUCCAAAAGUGUGUGAAACCUGUCCUCGCUACUGCAGCUACCUACGGUUGCACGAUAAUGACAGACGGUUGGACGAACAUUCGGGGCCAAACGUUGUGCAACUAUCUCGUCGGCACUACACGGGGCGCCACAUACGUCGCGACAGAUGUUAUGCGAGGAAAGAAGGAUGCCACUACUCUGGCGCAGGCUUGGCUGCGAAGGUUGAAGUCCCUUGACAUCAAGCUCGCCGACAUCACCGCUUUCGUCACAGACUCUGCCAGUUCGAACGUUUCUGCGAUGGAGGUGUUCCUGAAGGAUGAGAGUGUCGAGCACAUCUUCUGGAUUCCUUGUGUGGCACACGUUAUGGACCUCAUCCUUGAGSACAUYGGYRGCAUUGACUGGGUGGCGACCCGCAUUGCUCAGGCGCGUUUGGUCACAAAGUUUUUCAAGCGUCAUAGCCACGCUCGCGAAGUUUUGCAAGCUUUCACGACGAAGGCUCUGCUGCUUCCCGCCGAGACUCGCUUCGGUACGCAUGUGAUUAUGAUGCGACGACUUCUUCUGCUGCAAUCGCAUCUUAUGCAGGUGGUCGUUGACGAUCGAUGGAAGGACACUGUUUGGUCAACGAAGAAGAUUCGAGACGACGCCGCGGAGGUCACAGCAUGUGUCGGUUGUCCUCAAUGGUGGGAGGAUAUGAGAGCGCUGUGCAAGUUAUUGGAUCCCAUCAUGGACAUGCUGCAGAUGGUGGUCAGCGACACGAGGCAGAUUGGCAAGAUUCURCGUCGGUACGACGAGAUGAUCGCGCGUUUGCGGGACGAGGGUUCUGUCAAGGCACUGCAUCCACUCACGUCUGCCGAAGCGGCAGUCUCAGUUGCAGCGACCUCGGAUGUGGGACAACCACUGGCAGCGGCGGAGCAAGAAAGUAUGCUCCCACCUCGCAGUGUUCAACCGCGGCCACCGCCUCCAUUGAUGGAGGGGAGUCAGGGGACCGUUGUUGUGUGUCAAGGCGACGAUCUCCCGGAACGUGAUAUCUCACACACUCCCGCAGCCGAGCAGAGCGCCACAGACCUUGUCGGCCUCGCAUGCCCCACCGGCAGUCUUCCGCGUACCGGCGAGUUACUGACCACGGACUCUGUGCUCGUUUCUCUACCGGACUUGUCGACGUUGAUAUCCCCAGGUCUACCCCAUGUGUCACCGCCCAAGCCACAACAGCCUGUUGUCAUUGAGCGUGGAUCGGACUGGUUUGACGUGGCAGGAGGCGAUAUUGCCGAUAUGAUUACGAGCCCAAUGGUGUCUGCCACGCCCACAAUUUUUCGUGUUGGCAAACUACGCGAGGUGGCCCUUGCUUUGGCGGAGACGGCGACGCGACACCGCCGCGAUGGUCAGCGCAGCAUCGCACAACGCAGUCUUUCUCAUUCGUUUGACGGCGCAGAGGAAGGGUCUCAUGGUGGGCCAGUUGACACACUKGAAAGASAAGCAAGACCCCCAAGUCCGCCGUCAAACUUAGAGCAUCAUCCGAUUGCCGCGGYUGUCGGCGCAGAUGSGGGCGUCCCSGUCACAAACAGUGGCGCAGACGCGACAGAACAGCUUGUGGUUGGGUCAUCGGCAACAGCACGGCGCGACAGAGCCACUGUUUUGCCGACAGUGGCAUUUUAUGCCAGYGGGAAGAGUAYUGGGGSGAUGGAUGAGCAGGGAGUCCGGAAUGUUGGUAGGCCAUCUGCACCGUCUAUGGGGAAACGAUCCAUUGGGAGUGUGGAUGGUGCUCGGCACACCGCCAUGGCCGAGUUUGAGGACCRACACGGGAGUGCUUUGCCGACGAAGACGUCUGAUGUCCAUGCUACGAGAGCCGCAAAGGCGAGUCUUUCUCGGGCAAGGAAGAAGGCCUCGGCAAGGAAAGCGUCACGUUCAUCCUCACAUAUGCGUUCCCGAGAGAGAGGAUCGGGCGUUGUGCAUCUCGAGGACGGAGAGAUUGCACCUGACGGCGACGCAUUGGAUGUUGGAGGGAGGGAUGCAACGACGGCGGAUAUCGUCGGCAGGGAGGGCACAUGGAAUGCAGUGGCAGGUCAGAAGAGAUGCGGCAGUGUACUUAUUGUCCACGACGACAGCACAGAUGUCGCCCCGGGAGAGACCACAGGCACUGAUGAUGCAGGGGACUCCGAUUACGUACCCAAACCACGGGCGGCAGAUGGAGAUGAUGGAGGAGGGCGACGAGUGAGACCGAGGACACGACUCAGGCCGCAAGGGCAACGAGCACAGGGCACACCAUCGGCGAUGAUUCCUGCCCCCGUAGAUCGGCGAGCUCAGGCGCAGCGGUUGCUGCGCAAAAUGGAGGCCACUCUUUAACAGACGCACGGUUUAUCGCUUGGCCGCGAAGA